Molecule: messenger RNA, 1029 nt
Organism: Vigna umbellata (rice bean)
Lineage: Eukaryota; Viridiplantae; Streptophyta; Magnoliopsida; Fabales; Fabaceae
Source: RefSeq, a predicted model, not a curated record
AUGACCAAUUCAUUCAAAGUUAAACUUGGUCAAGGUGGUUUUGGUACAGUAUACGAAGGAAAACUACAAACAGGUAGCCCUGUGGCCGUAAAGUUACUGAAAGCAUCCAAAAGAAAUGGUGAAGAGUUCAUCAAUGAGGUUGCCAGCAUCAGUAGAACAUCUCAUGUUAAUAUAGUCACACUUGUUGGAUUUUGUUUGGAAGGCUCAAAAAAGGCUCUCAUCUAUGAGUUUAUGGCUAAUGGUUCUUUGGAUAAGUUCAUCUACAACAGAGGGCCAGAAAAUAUUGUAUCUUUGACCUGGGAGAAUUUAUAUCAAAUUGCCAUAGGAAUAGCUAGAGGGUUGGAGUACUUGCACAGAGGCUGCAACACUAAAAUUUUACAUUUUGACAUAAAGCCACAUAAUAUUCUUUUGGACGAGAAAUUUUGUCCUAAAAUAUCAGAUUUUGGACUAGCAAAGCUGUGUCCCAGGAAUGAAAGCAUUAUUUCUAUGUCUGAUAAAAGAGGAACAAUGGGGUAUUAUGCUCCUGAAAUGGUCAAUAGACAUUUUGGUGGAGUUUCACAAAAGUCUGAUGUGUACAGUUAUGGAAUGAUGCUACUGGAAAUGGUAGGAGGAAGGAAGAACAUUAAUCCUGAAGCUAGUCAUACGAGUGAGAUAUACUUCCCACAUUUUGCAUACAGAAGACUUGAUGUGGAUAAUGAUGUGAGACCAUAUGAAGUGAUGAAUGCAGAAGAAGAUGAGAUUGCAAAGAGAAUGACUGUAGUUGGCUUAUGGUGCAUUCAAUCACUUCCAAGUGAUAGACCUACAAUGAGCAGAGUGGUAGAAAUGUUGGAAGGUAACAUGAAUUCUUUGGAAAUGCCUCCAAAGCCUUUGUUUUCUUCUCCUUCUAGAUCAGAAACAUAAUAUUCCUCCUGAAAUUGGUAUUAUUGCAUUUUGGUAAAAUCUUUCUAGUUAUAAUGUAAAAGGAGGAUCGCUCAACUCAUUUGUUUAGUACUAUUCUGGAAAGCAAAUGCAUCUCAUGUGUUUGUUAAA